This is a messenger RNA of Pteropus alecto (black flying fox), 3266 nucleotides long. It is a transcript of the gene AKT2, whose product is annotated as AKT serine/threonine kinase 2. Gene Ontology annotation, molecular function: ATP binding; protein serine/threonine kinase activity. The record is from RefSeq and is a predicted model, not a curated record. Lineage: Eukaryota; Metazoa; Chordata; Mammalia; Chiroptera; Pteropodidae. Gene Ontology annotation, biological process: protein phosphorylation.
CCAGACGUUGUGUUGGUCCACUGUGUUAGCAUUGAUAGGCGUGGGGAGACUGGCUGAGGAAGUGCACAGAGAGCCCCCAGUGAAGCCUCUGAGGUCAGCAAGGCUUCCUUUCCUGGAGGAGGCAUUGGUUCAGCUGCGACCUCAAGGAGCGAGAAGUCACAAAGACUGUGCUCUGUCCACCGUGCCUCCUGCAUGUCCUGCUGCCCUGAGUUGUCCCGAGCUAGGUGACAGCGUGUCACGCUGCCACCAUGAACGAGGUGUCUGUCAUCAAAGAAGGCUGGCUUCACAAGCGUGGUGAAUACAUCAAGACCUGGAGGCCGCGGUUUUGCUCCUUCAUUGGCUAUAAGGAACGACCCGAAGCCCCCGACCAGACACUGCCCCCGCUAAACAACUUCUCCGUUGCAGAAUGUCAGCUGAUGAAGACGGAAAGACCACGGCCCAACACCUUUGUCAUACGCUGCCUGCAGUGGACCACAGUCAUCGAGAGGACCUUCCACGUGGACUCUCCAGAUGAGAGGGAGGAAUGGAUGCAGGCCAUCCAGAUGGUGGCCAACAGCCUCAAGCAGCGGGGCCCGGGUGAGGACCCCAUGGACUACAAGUGUGGCUCCCCUAGUGACUCUUCAGCGGCCGAGGAGAUGGAAGUGGCAGUUAGCAAGGCACGGGCCAAAGUGACCAUGAAUGACUUCGACUAUCUCAAGCUCCUUGGCAAGGGCACCUUUGGCAAAGUCAUUCUGGUGCGAGAGAAGGCCAGCGGCCGCUACUACGCCAUGAAGAUCCUGCGGAAGGAGGUCAUCAUCGCCAAGGAUGAAGUCGCCCACACCGUCACCGAGAGCCGAGUCCUCCAGAAUACCAGACACCCAUUCCUCACUGCGCUGAAGUACGCCUUCCAGACCCACGACCGCCUGUGCUUUGUGAUGGAGUACGCCAACGGCGGCGAGCUGUUCUUCCACCUGUCCCGGGAGCGCGUCUUCACGGAGGAGCGGGCCCGCUUCUACGGCGCAGAGAUCGUCUCGGCCCUGGAGUACCUGCACUCGCGGGACGUGGUUUACCGUGACAUCAAGCUGGAAAACCUCAUGCUGGACAAAGAUGGCCACAUCAAGAUCACUGACUUUGGUCUGUGCAAAGAGGGCAUCAGUGACGGGGCCACCAUGAAAACCUUCUGCGGGACCCCGGAAUACCUGGCACCUGAGGUGCUGGAGGACAACGACUAUGGCCGGGCAGUGGACUGGUGGGGGCUAGGCGUGGUCAUGUACGAGAUGCUUUGCGGCCGCCUGCCCUUCUACAACCAGGACCACGAGCGCCUGUUCGAGCUCAUCCUCAUGGAGGAGAUCCGCUUCCCGCGCACGCUCGGCCCCGAGGCCAAGGCCCUGCUUGCUGGGCUGCUCAAGAAGGACCCAAAGCAGAGGCUUGGCGGGGGGCCCAGUGAUGCCAAGGAGGUGAUGGAGCACAGGUUCUUCCUCAGCAUCAACUGGCAGGACGUGGUACAGAAGAAGCUCCUGCCACCCUUCAAACCUCAGGUCACGUCUGAGGUUGACACAAGGUACUUCGAUGACGAGUUCACCGCCCAGUCCAUCACAAUCACACCCCCGGACCGCUAUGACAGCCUGGGCUCGCUCGACAUGGACCAGCGGACCCACUUCCCCCAGUUCUCCUACUCGGCCAGCAUCCGCGAGUGAGCAGUGCUGCCUGCCCGCCGCUGACGCCGCCAUAGGACACACGCACGGCUGCCAUCACCGCCGGGGGGCUUUGUCCUUUUUUUUUUUUUUAACUUUUUGCCUUUUUCGUUUGCAUCUCCAUCCGUCACCCCCUCACCCCCAUUUCCAGUUUUUCCUUCAGCCCUCUGCCAGACUCCCCUCAGCGGACCCAGCAGCCCUGCCUUCAGGAUCCGUCCUGUCCUCAUCUCUGUGCCCGGAGCAGGACUAGGGAGACUCCGCCACCUGCCCCAGGACCCAGCUUGUGGGUGGCUGGGGGAUUCCGUUUUUAAUCAGCACAAGCCCCAGUGAAGGGUGAAGGUGGAGUGGGGGACCUGCCUGGAUUUCUGGCCGGGCGCCCACAGGCAGCCUGCCUCUGCGCUGCUGCCGCCCUCGGAGGCUGCCUUCUGCUGGGCCACCUGGUGGACGGGACAGCAUCGUGGGGCUGCCUUCCAAGCCUGCCGUUAGGCUCCAAGUGGCCUGGAGAGGGGGUUGCCAAGCCGCCUCCCCCCAUGGGGGCAGAAGAGCAAUAAUGUCUAGGGACAGGCGCGGCCUUUGGGAGCUGCAGGAACAGAGGUCUAGGGCUUUCUCAUGCGGCUGGGGCCCGGGUACCCUGUGGGGCAUCUGGAGGGGCCCGGGGUGGGGGCGCUGCCCCCUCCACGCCCCACGCUGCUCUCUGGCCCUGCAGACGAGGCAGGAGGAACAUUUGGGGGUGGCCUCCCCCGCCCCCCAGCCCCGUGCCUUACCAGGGCUUCCUUCCAGCUGGCCUUACCUCCCGCUGGACCCGGGCCUGGCCCUGGCCCCUUGGAGGACGGGGGCCGGGAUCGUCCCUUCUCUCUGCCUGGGGCGGAGCGGCAGCAGCCUCAGCUGUUACACAUCUCGCACCGAGACAGUAUUGGGCCCCAUGGACUCGGGUCAAGGAGGGGAUGGGGUUGGUGUCUCCAGUAUGUUCGGGGAGGGGGGUGGGGCCUGUGAGAAGGGAGGCUCCAGGCCACCUCACCCCCUCCCCCUCUCUCAUCCCCACGUUUUGCAGCCUUAAAGUGAACGUGUCAGUGCUCUGGGCACUCGUGAGUGUGCCUCGGACUGUGUGUAGGCGGCCCUGUGCAUCUGGGACACAGAUGCACAUGGGGGGUGUGCGUGCGUGCGUGUUGGGUAUGUGUGUGUGAGGGCAAGUGUGUCCCAGCCUCGAGUGUGGGUGCUGUGUGUGGGUUCGGCACCAGUCCCUGGCCCGAGCAUUUCAUCCCCGGGGAGGGGUGUUGGCCUAGCUGGGGAGCCACACCUGAGGGUCACUUGCUGCCCUGUCCCUCCCCCCCUUCCCACCAACAUCUCCAGGUGUUUGGAAGGUAGUUUUUGUGGCUUCGAUCUCCUCCCCCCCGCCCCACCACCUCCUGUACUAGGUAGUUCACAGAGAGACAUCUUGGGGUGGGGGGGUUGGUUUAGAGGGGUGUGGGGGGGUCUCUUCCUCUUUGUGUGCGUAUGUCAUUUAUCUGACAAUUCUCCCUCCUCCCCAGUGGCCCUUCCCCAUUCCUUGUAUUUGUACGGUACAAGCAAUAAAGACACGCGUUUCAGACUGGG